Molecule: messenger RNA, 5844 nt
Organism: Penicillium angulare
Lineage: Eukaryota; Fungi; Ascomycota; Eurotiomycetes; Eurotiales; Aspergillaceae
Product: 1,3-beta-glucan synthase
Exons: 3
Coding region: 1-5844 (1947 amino acids)
Biological process (GO): (1->3)-beta-D-glucan biosynthetic process; fungal-type cell wall polysaccharide biosynthetic process
Cellular component (GO): plasma membrane; 1,3-beta-D-glucan synthase complex
Molecular function (GO): 1,3-beta-D-glucan synthase activity
Source: RefSeq, a predicted model, not a curated record
AUGUCUGGCUACGCAGGAGGUGGCCAUUAUGACGAUGGCUACGGCCAUAACGCCGCCCACGGGGACUCCUACUACCAGGACGAACAUGAACAUGCCCAGGGCGGCUACUACGACAACAACAACAACCCAGAGUAUGGCGAUGGCUACUACGACCGAAGUGGUAGUGGAUACUACGAAGGUGGUGCUCAACCACAACAUGGCUACACCGAUGGUGCAUACUACGAAGGCGAAGGCCAAGCCCAAGCCCAAGGUCACCACGACAACCAGUACUACGAUCAGUAUUACGACCAAGGCCAGGACCAGGGCCACCCUGGGUAUGGCGGUCGCGGACGCGGUGAUUCCGAGGAGGACUCAGAGACAUUCAGCGACUUUACCAUGAGGUCGGAGACUGCCCGUGCCGCGGACAUGGAUUACUAUGGCCGUGGUGACGAGCGCUACAACAGCUAUGCUGAUAGCCAGUAUGGUCGUGGCUAUGGUGGCUACCGCCCUCCUUCCUCCCAGGUUUCCUACGGUGGAAACCGAUCAUCCGGUGCAUCUACCCCUGUAUACGGCAUGGAGUACGGAAACGCGUUGCCGGCUGGCCAGCGUUCGCGAGAGCCCUAUCCAGCCUGGACGUCUGACGCCCAGAUUCCCCUCUCCAAGGAGGAGCUUGAAGAUAUCUUCAUCGACCUGGUAAACAAAUUCGGUUUCCAGCGUGACAGCAUGCGCAACAUGUACGACCAUAUGAUGACCCUCCUCGACUCGCGUGCCUCACGUAUGACGCCCAACCAAGCUCUUCUGUCAUUGCACGCCGACUACAUCGGUGGUCACAAUGCCAACUACCGCCGUUGGUACUUCGCGGCUCACCUGGAUCUUGAUGAUGCUGUUGGUUUCAGCAACAUGAAGCUGGGUAAAGCUGAUCGUAAGACCCGUAAGGCUCGCAAGGCCGCCAAGAAGGCCGCCGAGCAGAACCCAGAAAACGAGGCGGAGACCCUUGAAGCUUUGGAGGGUGACAACAGUUUGGAAGCUGCUGAGUACCGCUGGAAGUCUCGCAUGAAUCGCAUGUCCCAGCACGACCGUGCCCGCCAAAUAGCUCUAUAUCUCUUGGUUUGGGGUGAAGCCAAUCAGGUGCGAUUCUUGCCUGAAUGUAUUUGUUUCAUCUUCAAGUGUGCCGAUGACCACUACUCCUCUCCCGAAUGCCAGGCUCGUGUGGAACCCGUCGAGGAGUUCACUUACUUGAACGAUAUCAUCACGCCCUUAUAUCAAUUCUGUCGCGACCAAGGAUACGAAAUUCUGGAUGGCAAGUACGUCCGCCGCGAGCGUGACCACAAUCAAAUCAUUGGUUACGAUGAUAUGAACCAGCUGUUCUGGUAUCCGGAGGGAAUCGAGCGCAUUGGGUUUGAGGAUAAGACUCGCUUGGUGGACUGUCCCCCUGCCGAGCGAUGGCCGAAGCUGAAAGACGUCGUCUGGAAAAAUGCCUUCUUCAAGACAUACAAGGAGACCCGUUCAUGGUUCCAUUUGAUCACCAAUUUCAACCGUAUCUGGGUCAUUCACUUGUGCUCUUUCUGGUUCUUCACUGCCUACAACUCGCCCACUCUAUACACUGACCACUAUACUCAACAAGCCGACAACAAGCCUCCUGCGAUGAGGUAUUUGGCCGCUGUUGGAUUUGGUGGUGCGCUUGCUGCUUUUAUCCAGGUAUUCGCCACUAUCUGUGAAUGGCUGUACGUCCCUCGACGCUGGGCCGGUGCCCAGCACCUGCGUAAGCGUUUUUUCUUCCUCCUAGCUGUCUUGGUUGCCAACCUUGUUCCUGGUGUCAUCAUAUUUGGAUUUGUCGAAAGAUUCGGAGCCGCCUCAAAAGCCGUCGGCCUGAUUCUCGGAAUCGUUCACUUUGUGCUGGCCAUUUUCACUACUGCAUUCUUUGCUAUCCAACCCCUGGGUGGUCUCUUCGGUAGUUACUUGAACAAGAAGGGUCGCCAGUAUGUGGCCAGUCAAACUUUCACGGCCAGCUUCCCCAAGUUGCACGGAAACGAUAUGUGGAUGUCUUACGGCCUCUGGGUCUGCGUUUUUGGAGCAAAGCUUGCUGAGUCUUACUUCUUCUUGACUCUGUCGUUCAAGGAUCCUAUCCGUAUUCUCUCUCCGAUGACCAUUCGUCAAUGUACUGGUGUGGUAUGGGCCACCAACAUUCUCUGCCACAAGCAACCGCAGAUUUUGCUUGGUCUCAUGUUCUUCAUGGACCUGACCCUCUUCUUCUUGGACAGCUACCUGUGGUACAUUAUCUGCAACACGAUUUUCUCAGUGGCCCGGUCGUUCUACUUGGGUGUCUCCAUCUGGUCUCCAUGGCGAAACAUUUUCUCUCGUCUGCCCAAGCGUAUCUACUCAAAGGUCCUCGCCACCACGGACAUGGAGAUCAAGUACAAGCCUAAGGUCCUCAUCUCGCAGGUGUGGAAUGCCAUUAUCAUUUCCAUGUACCGUGAACAUCUCCUGGCCAUCGACCACGUACAGAAGCUUCUAUAUCACCAGGUUCCCUCGGAGCAGGAGGGCAAGCGUACUCUUCGUGCCCCAACCUUCUUCGUAUCCCAAGAGGACCAGUCUUUCAAGACCGAGUUCUUCCCUGGUGGCAGCGAAGCCGAACGUCGAAUCUCGUUCUUCGCUCAGUCUCUGUCUACUCCCAUGCCCGAGCCUCUUCCUGUUGACAACAUGCCUACCUUCAGUGUCCUCAUUCCCCACUAUGGUGAAAAGAUCCUGCUCUCCCUGCGCGAAAUCAUCCGUGAGGAUGAGCCAUACUCUCGUGUUACGCUUCUUGAGUAUCUCAAGCAGCUGCACCCUCACGAAUGGGACUGUUUUGUCAAGGACACUAAGAUUCUGGCUGAUGAGACAUCUCAAUUCAAUGGCGAAUACGGUGAAAAGGGAGAAAAAGAUGCUGCUAAGAGCAAAAUCGAUGAUCUGCCUUUCUACUGCAUUGGAUUCAAGUCUGCCGCUCCUGAGUAUACUCUGCGAACCCGUAUCUGGGCUUCUCUCCGCUCUCAGACCCUGUACAGAACUGUCUCCGGUUUCAUGAACUACAGCCGUGCGAUCAAACUUCUUUACCGUGUUGAAAACCCCGAGGUCGUUCAGAUGUUCGGUGGUAACUCCGAGAAGCUCGAGCGUGAAUUAGAGCGGAUGGCUCGUCGCAAGUUCCGCAUCUGUGUCUCCAUGCAACGUUAUGCCAAGUUCAACAAGGAUGAACGCGAGAAUACCGAGUUCCUCCUCCGUGCCUACCCCGAUCUGCAAAUUGCUUACCUCGAUGAGGAGGCCCCAGCCACCGAGGAAGAGGAACCCCGUCUCUACUCUUCUCUGAUUGACGGUCACUGUGAACUGCUUGAAAAUGGCAUGCGUAAGCCCAAGUUCCGCAUUCAACUUUCCGGUAACCCCAUUCUCGGUGACGGAAAGUCUGACAACCAGAACCAUGCAAUCAUCUUCUACCGCGGUGAAUACAUCCAAUUGAUCGAUGCUAACCAGGAUAACUACCUGGAAGAGUGUCUCAAGAUUCGCAGCGUUUUGGCUGAGUUCGAGGAAUUGACCACUGACAACGUUUCGCCCUACACACCCGGCAUCCCCUCUCCUGACACCAACCCGGUCGCUAUUCUUGGAGCUCGUGAAUACAUUUUCUCCGAGAACAUUGGUGUGCUUGGUGAUUUGGCUGCUUCUAAGGAACAGACAUUCGGUACCCUUUUCGCACGUACUUUGGCUCAGAUUGGUGGUAAGCUUCAUUAUGGUCACCCUGAUUUCCUCAACGCUACAUUCAUGACAACUCGUGGUGGUGUUUCCAAGGCCCAGAAGGGUCUGCACCUUAACGAGGAUAUCUACGCCGGUAUGAACGCCAUCCUUCGUGGUGGUCGCAUUAAGCACUGCGAGUACUUCCAGUGCGGUAAGGGUCGUGAUUUGGGUUUCGGUUCCGUCUUGAACUUCACAACGAAGAUUGGUACUGGUAUGGGUGAACAGAUGCUGUCCCGAGAGUAUUAUUACCUCGGAACUCAACUUCCCCUUGACCGCUUCCUCUCGUUCUACUAUGCCCACCCCGGUUUCCACAUCAACAACAUGUUCAUUAUGUUGUCUGUGCAGAUGUUCAUGAUUGUGCUCAUUAACCUUGGCGCCUUGAAGCACGAGACGAUCACCUGUCGUUUCAACUCCGAUUUGCCUAUCACUGAUCCUCUACUCCCAACGUACUGUGCCGAUCUUACUCCCAUUCUGAACUGGGUGAACCGUUGUGUUAUCUCCAUUUUCAUUGUGUUCUUCAUCUCGUUUGUUCCCCUUGGUGUUCAGGAACUGACCGAGCGUGGUGUUUGGCGCAUGGCUACUCGUCUGGCCAAGCAUUUCGGUUCUUUCUCCUUCAUGUUCGAGGUGUUCGUUUGCCAGAUUUACGCUCAUUCCGUUCACCAAAACUUGUCGUUCGGUGGUGCUCGAUACAUUGGUACCGGUCGUGGUUUCGCGACUGCCCGCAUUCCUUUCGGCGUGUUGUACUCCCGUUUUGCUGGUCCCUCUAUCUACGCCGGUGCACGUCUACUCAUGAUGUUGCUUUUCUCCACUUCGACCUACUGGACCCCUGCCCUCAUCUGGUUCUGGGUUUCAUUGCUGGCCCUCAUUGUGUCGCCCUUCCUGUUCAACCCCCACCAGUUCGCAUGGAAUGACUUCUUCAUCGACUACCGCGACUACCUUCGCUGGCUCUCGCGUGGUAACUCUCGUUCGCAUGCUUCCUCCUGGAUUGGUUUCUGCCGUCUUUCUCGGACUAGAAUCACUGGUUACAAGCGCAAGCUUCUCGGAGUUCCAUCUGAGAAGGCCUCAGGGGAUGUUCCUCGUGCUCGCAUCACGAACAUCUUCUUCAGCGAAAUCAUCGCACCCUUGGUUGUUGUUGGAGUGACAGUUAUUCCGUACCUCUUCAUCAACUCUCGAACAAUGUACAGCGACAACUCGGACUACGCACCCAACGCCAUCCUUCGUAUCGUUCUUGUGUCCCUGGCACCUGUUGCGAUCAAUGCGGGCGUGGCGGGCAUGUUUUUUGCCAUGGCAUGCUGUAUGGGUCCCCUCUUCAGCAUCUGUUGUAAGAAAUUCGGUGCCGUCUUGGCAGCUAUUGCCCAUGCCAUUGCUGUCAUUGCUCUCAUCAUCUUCUACCUUGUGCUGUUUGUCCUUGAAGCUUUCAACUGGCCUAGAACUUGUUCUGGUCUCAUUGCGAUGAUGGCUAUUCAGCGUUUUGUUUACAAGUUGAUCGUCGCACUCUGUCUCACCCGUGAGUUCAAGCAUGAUCAAUCGAACGUUGCUUGGUGGACUGGUAAAUGGUACAACAUGGGCUGGCACUCCCUGUCCCAGCCAGGUCGUGAGUUCUUGUGUAAGAUCACAGAACUUGGUUACUUCGCCGCCGACUUCGUUCUCGGCCAUAUCAUUCUCUUCUUCAUGCUGCCCGUUCUUGCCGUUCCUUACGCCGACAAGUUCCACUCUGUUAUCUUGUUCUGGCUGCGUCCUAGCCGUCAAAUUCGUCCCCCUAUCUACUCCUUGAAGCAAUCGAAACUCCGUAAGAGACGCGUGAUUCGAUUUGCCAUUCUGUACUUCACCAUGCUCGUCCUCUUUAUUGUUCUCAUCGCAGCCCCGGUCAUUGUUCACAACAAGGGUUUUGCGAAGGACGUGGUCGAUCAACUUUGGAGUAGCAUUGGUGUCAACGGCAACAAUAAUAUGAUGUAUCUCCUCCAGCCCAUGGACAAGGGCUUGAACGAUACAGCGACCUACAAAACAGGUAGCAACCUCCCUCAAGGGGAGUCAGGCCAGUCCGGUUUCGCGGAAACCACUGGUACUUUCGCCAAGAACGCAAAGAGGUUGUAUACUGGUAUCUAG